Panicum hallii is the source of this 1368-nucleotide messenger RNA. RefSeq names its product protein GPR108-like. Gene Ontology annotation, biological process: transport. Gene Ontology annotation, cellular component: Golgi apparatus; membrane. Lineage: Eukaryota; Viridiplantae; Streptophyta; Magnoliopsida; Poales; Poaceae. Bases 10 to 1368 code for a protein of 452 amino acids. The transcript has 2 exons. The record is from RefSeq and is a predicted model, not a curated record.
GCCAGCUCCAUGGGCACCUCCGUCGCCGUCGCGGUGGCCGUCGCCGCCACCGCCGGCCUCCUCCUCGGGCGGGUCGCCCACGCCGAGAUCAAGACCACGUCCAUCGUGUCGGACCCCAGGCUUAUCAUCCUCUUCGAGCAGUUCGGCUUCGUGAGCGGCGGCAGGGCCACGGUCUCCAUAAGCCGCGCGGCGUGGCAGCUCCGGCGGGGGUCGCGCCUCAAGAGCGUCGACCCCAACCUCAUGGGGUUCGUGCUCGUCUCCGGCGCCCAGUUCCCCAAGGUCAACAACCAGACCGAGUACGCCGCCGCCGACCCGCCUGGAGGCGGCGGCGGCGGGUUCUGCGUGCUGACGAGCGACUACGCGCUCCCGGUGCUCCGGCUCAACGACGUCGCGCCGGGAGGGGCCAGCACCACGGUGACCAUCGACGACCCCGACGAGUACGCCGUCGUGUUCAGCAACUGCCAGGACGGCGUGGAGGUCACCAUGGACGUGCGCACCGAGAUGUACAACGUGCGCCGCGACGCCUCCGGCGGGAUCAGGGACUACCUCCCGGUGGGGCUGCAGCCGCUGCCGGCCAUCUACGCGGGCGUGUCGGCGGUGUACCUCGCGUUCCUCGCGGGCUGGGUGUGGACGUGCUGCCGGCAGCGCGCCACCGCGGAGCGGAUCCACGCCGUGAUGGGCGCGCUGCUGCUGUUCAAGGCGCUCAAGACGGCGUGCGCCGCCGAGGACGCGUGGUUCGUCGAGCGCACGGGCACGCCGCACGGCUGGGACGUCGCCUUCUACGUCUUCGGCUUCUUCAAGGGCAUCCUGCUCUUCACCGUCAUCGUCCUCGUCGGCACCGGCUGGUCCUUCCUCAAGCCCUACCUCCAGGAGCGCGAGAAGAGCGUGCUCAUGGUCGUGAUCCCGCUGCAAGUGAUCGAGAACCUGGUGCUGGUGGUGAUCGGCGAGACGGGGCCGACGGGGAAGGACUGGAUCGUGUGGAACCAGGUGUUCCUGCUGAUCGACGUCAUCUGCUGCUGCGCCGUCUUCUUCCCCAUCAUCUGGUCCAUCCGCGGCCUGCGCGAGGCCUCCAAGACCGACGGCAAGGCGGCGCGCAACCUCCGGAAGCUCACGCUCUUCAAGCGCUUCUACCUCGUCGUCGUCGGCUACCUCUACUUCACCCGGAUCAUCGUGUCGGCGUUCCUCGCAGUGCUCAACUACAAGUACCAGUGGGGCGUCAACGUCGCCGUGGAGGGCGCGAGCUUCGCCUUCUACCUCUUCGUGUUCUACAACUUCAAGCCGGUGGAGAAGAACCCGUACCUGUACAUCGCCGACGAGGAGGAGGAGGCCGCCGGCGGGGAGCUCGAGAUGGACGAUGGAGCUUUCUGA